AGUGAAGCCCCACCCCUCCCACUUCUGCUGAGGGAAAGAGACUGGAAGCCCAACAUAUUUUAUGACGAACUACAUUUUUUCUUUUUAGCAUAAAGCGUCUCUUUUAACUGCUUUUCAUCAACAUGUAACCCGAGGAUAUUGAUCUUGCGCACUCCUUCCUCCGUCAGCUGUACUUUGUUGAAAGCCAGGCCGAAGAAAUGGAUUUGUGACCAGCACCCAGACUGAGGAGAAAGCACUGAGGAGGCUUCCCAUCAUAUAUUGCAGCUAAAGGAGCUAAAGGCUGGACAAGAAAAGAUAGCAGACUUAAAAGUCAUAAUGUCAGAGACACAGGAGCAAGGAGCUCCAGGUACAGAGGGAAACGUGCCAGAGGUCACGGCAGGACACAUGCCCAGUAAUAGUCCACAGGUACAAGAUGCAGCAUCUGGGGCUGCACCUUUGACCAUACAGCCUCCUGUCACCACAGCAACUGAGGAUGAGGAUGAGAGUGAAGAUGAGUCUGAGAUCUUGGAGGAGAGUCCCUGUGGCCGCUGGCAGAAACGCAGAGAGGAGGUGAAUCAGCGUAAUGUCCCAGGGAUCGAUGCUGCGUACUUGGCCAUGGACACAGAGGAAGGUGUGGAGGUGGUUUGGAAUGAAGUCAUGAUCUCAGAAAGAAAAAACUUCAAACCGCUGGAGGAGAAAGUAAAGGCAGUAUUUGAUAAGCUGAUCCAUUUGGAACAUGCAAAUAUUGUCAAAUUCCACAAGUACUGGGCGGACACAAAGGAGAACCGGGCCAGGGUGAUUUUCAUCACUGAGUACAUGUCAUCAGGGAGUUUGAAGCAGUUUUUAAAAAAGACAAAGAAGAAUCACAAAACCAUGAAUGAAAAGGCUUGGAAGAGAUGGUGCACACAGAUCCUGUCUGCUCUCAGUUAUCUCCACUCAUGUGAUCCUCCCAUCAUCCACGGCAAUCUGACCUGCGACACCAUCUUCAUCCAACACAACGGGCUCAUCAAGAUUGGAUCAGUUGCUCCGGACACCAUCAACAGCCAUGUGAAGACGUGUCAUGAGGAGCAGAAGAACCUGCAUUUCUAUGCACCAGAAUAUGGAGCUGAUGAUGAUGUCACCACAGCUGUAGACAUCUACUCCUUUGGCAUGUGUGCCUUAGAGAUGGCGCUCUUGGAAAUCCAGGGGAAUGGAGAGUCCUCCUAUGUCUCUCAGGAGGCCAUCACCAAUGCCAUUCAGUUACUAGAGGACCCGCUGCAGAGGGAGUUAAUCCAGAAGUGCCUCGAGUGUGAUCCCAGUACGAGGCCUACAGCCAGAGAGAUGCUGUUUAAUCAGGCUUUGUUUGAAGUACCGCUGCUAAAACUGCUGGCUGCACAUUGUAUUGUCAGCCACCAACACAUGAUUCCUGAGAAUGCCCUGCAGGAGAUAACCAAGAACCUGGACCCCAACCUAGUCAUCGCUGAGACAAGAGAGGACGUUCAGCUUAAGCUUUCACAGUUUCCUGCUUUAGAGCUUGAUAAAUUCCUUGAGGAUGUGAGGAAUGGUAUUUAUCCAAUGACAGCCUUCGGGUUGCCCUGUUCUCAGCAGCCUCAACCUGAGACUGUUCAAUCUCCCGUUGUUGUCCCCUUGGUCAAAUCCCCGACCCCUGAACCUGCAGAGCUGGAGACACGACGGGUCGUUCAUAUGCAGUGUAAUGUUGAGUCAGUGGAGGAGGGAGCCAAGUUUCAUUUAACGUUACUGCUGAAACUGGAGGAUAAACUGAAUAGACAUCUAAGCUGUGACAUGUUACCUCAUGAAAAUGUUCAAGAGUUGGCUGAAGAGCUGGUGGAGCUGGGCUUAAUCAGUGAGGUGGACCAAAACAAAGUAUCCUCUCUACUGGAAGAAACAUUCAGCCAAGCUCUAGCAACGCUACCCUCGACCGUGUAACCCCCUCCUCAAAAAUACACUCUUUCAACGCUGUUACAUGUUGUAUUAGGUUACUGAACACAGUAACUUUAUUUAAUGCCUUUUUAUGUAUU
Molecule: messenger RNA, 1997 nt
Organism: Labrus bergylta (ballan wrasse)
Lineage: Eukaryota; Metazoa; Chordata; Actinopteri; Labriformes; Labridae
Product: nuclear receptor-binding protein
Biological process (GO): intracellular signal transduction; protein phosphorylation
Cellular component (GO): cytoplasm; endomembrane system
Molecular function (GO): protein kinase activity; ATP binding
Source: RefSeq, a predicted model, not a curated record